Coffea arabica (coffee) is the source of this 2630-nucleotide messenger RNA. RefSeq lists its product as uncharacterized. NCBI's taxonomy places the organism in Eukaryota, Viridiplantae, Streptophyta, Magnoliopsida, Gentianales, Rubiaceae. Gene Ontology annotation, biological process: protein phosphorylation. The record is from RefSeq and is a predicted model, not a curated record. Gene Ontology annotation, molecular function: ATP binding; protein binding; protein kinase activity.
CGGCCUAUCUGGUUCCAUUCCUUCUGAGAUAGGAAAGUUGAAAAAACUCCAGAGGCUGAGCCUAUGGGGAAAUAAGCUCACUGGUCCAAUCCCAACUUCACUAGGUAACCUGAGGGAUCUGACUCUUUUGCAUCUAUAUCAGAAUCAACUUUCUGGUUCAAUCCCAGAAGAGUUAGGCAACCUGAAGUCUCUGGUCAAAUUCGAAGUAAGUGUGAAUCAACUUAACGGGUUGAUUCCUACUUCACUUGGCAAUUUGAUAGAAUUGGAAACUCUGUUUCUUCGCCAUAACCAACUUUCUGGCUCCAUUCCCCCGGAGCUAGGGAAACUGACGAAGUUGGUUCUCUUGGAAAUGGAUGAAAAUCAGUUCUCUGGUCAUUUACCAGAAGGGCUUUGUAGCAGUCAAACUCUUCAAGACUUCACUGUCAACAAUAACAGCCUUUCUGGUCCAAUUCCUGAAAGCUUGAAAAACUGUGCAAGUUUAGUCAGAGCUCGAUUUGAUGGGAACCAGUUCACUGGGAACCUGUCUGAAUCGUUUAGUAUUUAUCCACACCUUGAAUUUAUCUUUCUUAGCAACAACAACUUUUCUGGGGAGCUCUCAAACAACUGGGGUAGAUGCAAAAACUUGACAACUCUUUUAAUUGCAAAUAACAGCAUCACAGGUCACAUUCCUCCAGAAUUUGGGAAUCUGCCUAAUCUGGGCGCCCUUGAUCUUUCUUCAAAUCAGAUAGCUGGGGAGAUUCCAAAGGAACUUGGGAAGCUGAAGUCCAUUCAACGGUUGCUUUUAAAUGACAACCAACUCUCGGGUGGUAUACCUCUUGAGUUAGGAUCGCUGACAGAUCUACUCUCUCUCGACCUAUCAGUGAACUUAUUAAAUGGAUCAAUUCCAGGAAGCAUAGGAGAGUGCCAGCAACUAACCAUUUUGAACUUGAGCAGCAAUAGUUUAAGCCACAGUAUUCCAUCCCAGUUGGGUAAGUUAAUUCACCUUAACCUUCUUGAUUUGAGCCACAAUUUCCUCAUCGGAGAGAUACCAACUGAAUUCGGAAGUUUGAACAAUCUGGAAACGUUGAAUCUCUCCCAUAAUAACCUUUCAGGUUUCAUUCCAAAGGCUUUGGCAGAAUUGCCUAGUAUUCCGCAUAUAGAUUUAUCUUUUAAUGAGUUAGAGGGUCCAAUUCCUUGUGGAAAAGCAUUUGCAAAUGCCACUAUUGAACAACUUAAAGGGAAUAAAGGUUUGUGUGGCAACAUUACAGGGGUACGGCCGUGUGAUAGUCCUCAAUUGGUCAAAAAGCAUGAGAAUGGGCAGAAACUUGCUCUCAUAAUUGCACUCCCUCUUGUGGGAGCACUCAUGCUUCUUUCUGCGUUUGCUGGAAUUCUCUUUUUUCACGAAAAAAGAAAGAAAGAUCCAAAAGUGAAAGACGGGGAUGUAAAGGGUGGAGAUGUGUUCUCUAUAUCCUUAUUUGAUGGCAAAGAAAUGUAUGAGAACAUCUUAAAAGUGACGCAGGAUUUUGAUCCAACAUUUUGCAUAGGGAAAGGAGGUCAUGGAAGUGUUUACAAGGCAAAUCUUCCACUGGCUAACACAGUGGCUGUAAAGAGACUCCACCACUUGUCUGAGUCUGCAGAUCAAGAAGGUUUCUUGAAGGAGAUAAGGGCCUUGACAAAGAUCAAGCAUCGAAACAUUGUGAAGCUUCAGGGUUACUGCUCAAGUGCUAAAUAUUCGUUUUUGGUUUUUGAGUACCUUGAAAGAGGCAGCUUGGCUAAACUUUUGAGCAUUGAAGAAGAAGCUAAAAAAUUGGAUUGGCAGAAAAGGAUAAAAAUCAUUAAGGGCAUUGCUCAUGCUUUGUCCUACAUGCAUCAUGAUUGUUCGCCGCCUAUAGUUCAUCGAGACAUUUCAAGCAACAAUGUUUUGCUUGAUUCAGAGUAUGAAGCUCAUGUCUCAGAUUUUGGCACGGCGAAGCUUCUGAAGAUAGACUCGUCUAAUUGGAGUGCAGUAGCAGGCACCUAUGGAUAUGUUGCACCAGAGCUUGCCUACACAAUGAGAGUAACUGAAAAAUGUGAUGUCUACAGCUUUGGGGUCCUAACCCUUGAAGUAAUCAAAGGGAGCCAUCCUGGUGACUUCAUUCCUCACCUUACAUCGCCCACAUCUGUGAACAUCCAACUGAAAGACUUGCUGGACCAACAACUUCCGUAUCCCGGUCAGGAAGUUGAAGAGACUCUAGUAUCAAUUCUCAAGCUUGCAAGGGCCUGUCUGAAUGUUGAUCCUCAAUCAAGGCCAACCAUGCACAUGAUUUCUAGUCUUUUAUCAAUGGGUGCACAAGCACUACCUAAGCAUCUUCAUGGUGACUUUCAGCUGGCUUAGGAUUUCUUGACAUUUAUCUGUCUCAUGGGCUAUAUUAUUUUCUUUGUUGUCAUAUCUCAGCUUUAAAUUUAGUUUUUCUAUUGGCUUCUUGUUGGUGUGGCGUUGUCCCACAUCGACUUUUGUAUAAGGGAAUCUUUCCUUUGGUUGCCUAUAAAUAUAGUGGGCCUGUGAUGGGGUUAAGAGCACCAAGACCAAGAGAGCAUUAGUGGGCUAUUUGGGCCUUUGAGUCAUUAAGCCUUUUGUUUAGUUAAAUACUUUUGGGCUCUCUUGUGUUUUA